AUGAAUAAUAAUGUCCAAAAUGAGAAUUUUAAAGAAGACAAUUAUAUUAAAGCGUGGAUUAAGCAAUCGGAAAAUCCGGAGUUGUACAAAAGUUGGAAUGAUAUAGAAGACCAGUCAUAUCCCAAUGAACUUAUAAAAGUUGUUGAUUUUAAUAACUUUAAUAGUAAUCUUAUAAACACAAUAAUGUCUGAACAUUCAUCAGAUAUGUUAAACAAAAAAAAGAAAAGAAAAGCGUAUAGUUUAUUUUAUAGUAACGAGUUACAGUCGGAAUAUAAUUAUAACUAUUAUAAUGAUGAAAAUGGUAACUACAAUAGUAACAAUAAUAAUGAUAAUAAUAAUAAUAACAACAGUUACAACAACAUUUAUAACAGCAGCUACAACAACAGUUACAACAGCAGUAAUAACGAUAAUAAUAGCAGUUAUAAUAGAAACCGUAAUAAGAAUCAUUAUAGAAACUAUAAUAACAAUACGUAUUCCUCUUGUGAUGAUAGCGAUGUUAAAUAUUUUAAUAAACUAGAUAAGACACCAGUAUGUAAUAUGACUGAUAGACCUAAAAUGCAUUCUAAAGAAAAAAAAUUAUCAAUUAAAAAAAUGAAAAGAGAAAAUGUAUGUACAGAACAUAACAAUGAUUUAUUAUGUCAGAAUUUUAUAAAUUCAUCUCCUAUUUUAAAAUUAAAACAAUUUAAUAAGCCAAAUUAUGGAAGUGAGAGUACGAAUGAAUUUUUUAAUAAUUAUGAUUUUGAAACACCAAUUAAACUUUUAAGUUCAAAAAAAAAAAAAUGUUAUGAAGAUAAAAAUAAAAAGGAUAAUUAUUCCAAUGUAACAAAAGAAAAUUCAUCACAAGAAAAUGUUUCCUCAAAUAACAGUGAAACUAAACGCACAAUUAAUUUUUCAAAUAAAACAGAUGAUUUCAACGAUUUACAUUAUAAUUCGGAAAAUGAAUACUUAACAUCUUCAGAUUAUCUGGAUGAUGAAGACUCAUCAAGAUGUUCAAACAAAAAACAAAGCGAAGUUAAUUUUUUAGGUCAAAAAUUUGAUUAUAAGGUCGUAGGGGAUGUCAUAAAUUAUUCCAAGGAUCAUCCACAUUUUACUAUGUUGUGA
Molecule: messenger RNA, 1101 nt
Organism: Plasmodium malariae
Lineage: Eukaryota; Apicomplexa; Aconoidasida; Haemosporida; Plasmodiidae
Product: conserved Plasmodium protein, unknown function
Exons: 1
Coding region: 1-1101 (366 amino acids)
Source: RefSeq, a predicted model, not a curated record